UCAGUCGAUUGCGGUGUAAGUGAGUGAGUACAUUAAAAGAUGACGCACGACAACUCGCCCCUACAUGUGAUACGCGACCUGCUCUGGACCAUACUUCUGGUUAAUUAUGAAAUCCUACGUAGCAUCUUCAAGUGGUUUAUACCAAAUAAACGUAAGGACGUCCGUGGAGAAGUCGUGCUGGUGAGUGCACUUUACUUCAAUACUCCUAAACUUUUUAUUUAUUCAUUUUAUUUAUUCAUUAAGUUAUUCCUGUACGCCGUAUUUUGUCGACAUCGAAUUCUGUUUUUUUUUGGCAUUAACUUUUUGGAACUGGUUGUUGUCUAGUCUACAUCUGAUCUUACUGCGUAACCGACUUGCCUAACCUUAAUAAACUCGUUGAAUUAUGAAUAGUUUUGUACUGACUAAUACGAGGAUAUCGUACUACCAUUAGUCUGUAACUAUAAUGAGUCACACCUACAGAAUUGAGGGAGUCAAUACUGUAAUGAAAACGACGCUGUGAGUACCGAUUGUUCUAAAUCUCUCUCUAUAUUAUAUAAGCGAAAUAUCACUGACAGACUGACGGACUCAUCGAGAUCUCUAAAACUAUACACCCGAUUGACGUGAAAUUUAGUAUAGUUACUAAUUGCGCAAUGUAGACGCUUACUAAGAACGGAUUUUACGAUAGUCACACCAAAAAAAUUUUUGAUAAAAUGGUAACUUAUGUUACGGUAACCGUUUUAAUGGUAACCGUUGCUAUGGUACUAUUUAAUGCUACUACUAACAUAGUUAAUUGUAUUUUUUUUAAUAAUGGAUGUUGAAUAUUUCUUAAUAGAUCAAAUGCCUACUACUUUGAAAUUUUUUUAAAUUCUUGGUGACGGAGCAUGUUUAUUUUCUUCUCUCCCUUUGCUGAUGUACGAUGAUGUAUCGAUAGCAUAUAAGAUGAGAAUUAUUAUUGUUUCCUACGUGUAUAUAACAACUUGGAUCGGUUUAGAUGCUACACUCAAAUGCUAUCCGGAGCCCUUUAUGAUACGAAAGAUUUAUAAUUAAAUUUUUUGACUUUAUUAUAACUAUAGAUUUAUAACUAACUGACCCAUUCAUAAAAUAUUAUCGCGAAGCGGGCGGGUUUCAGCUAGUAAGUAUAUAUUUUUUUAUACUUAAACAUUUUAAGAUAGACGAGGGAUUUUGCGUUGCAUCGAAUUUGCAUUGCAUCAUCAAUGUGGUUCUGAGUUCAUCAAGUAUCGAUAAUAAUAUUGAUGCACCUCAAAUGAGUUUAAUCGGUCAACUCGAUGAAAGUAAAUAUUUUAUUUGCGUUCACUGUGUCCACUGUUGACAAUUGGCUAUAAAAAUCUACUUAAUAAGUAUAUAUUAGAUAGUAAAUUAACUUUAUAUAAGGCCUAGUGACCCGCCCCGGCUUCGCUUGGCUUAGCUCUUAAUAUGGCAUUAUUUAAGUUUAAGAGACACCGCACACUGCAGACUUUCUAUCGGGCGAGAGUUUAGUCGGUUUCUUAAUCAGUAUUGAGAUGUAUACUAGUGCGCAUAUUAUAACGAUUAUUUAUUGGUCGAUAAAUCAGUUUGCUGGGCUACACGAUUCCCUUCAAACUAAAUUGUUGGUCUCUUAGAUGAUCAUCAAGGACCACUUAUUUUAUAUUUUUAAUUGUUGAACUUCUUUAGAAUCGUUGUGAUUUGAAACUGGAAACGAAAAGAGACAAACAUAUACAUCUAUAGCAUUUAGCCUGCGAGAGAAUGAGUGUCCUAUUAUCUCAGUCUCCUCUUCUGAAAGUUUAUUUUCUGUCGUGUGUGAGCUGCAAACUAACUUUUUUUUCGUUCUCUACUAAUACUACUAAUUUAAGUUGUACUAAUUUUAACGGUGGUAGAACCACGCGGCAGUUUUUGCUGUUGCACGUAUGGGCCGGCUCGAGCCGGGUUGGUAACACGAACUCACAGAAUUCCAAGGGGAAGGCAUUGGCCGUUAGUUUGGACAUUGCGAAGGCCUUCGAUCGGGUUUGGCACAAAGUGCUUCUUUCGAAGCUCCCUUCCUAUGGGCUUUCCGAGAAAUUGUGCAAUCGGAUCACCAGCUUCCUCGUAGAUCAGAGCAUCAAGGUCGUAGACGAUGCAUGCUCCGACCACAAGCCUAUUAACGCUGGUGUUCCACAAGGCUGUGUGCUAUCACCAACGCUAUUUCUUCUGCAUAUCAAUGAUAUGUUGCAAACUGGUAACAUUCAUUGCUAUGCGGAUGACAGCACUGGUGAUGCUCUAUACACCAGCCGUGCCAAUAUUUCUCGGGAAAACGUCGCCGAGUACAGGAACAAAUUUGUGUCUGAAGUCGAGUCUUUGCUGAACAAAGUCUCGGAUUGGGGGCGAAUAAAUCUAGUCCAGUUUAAUCCUCAGAAGACACAAGUUUGCGCGUUUACCGCUAAAAAGAACCUCUUUGUCGUAUCUCCUCAGUUUCAAGGCGCUCCCCUUGUUGCCUCAGCCAGUAUCGGAAUCCUCGGCGUCGAAAUAUCGAGUGACGUGUAGUUUCGUGGUCACUUGGAAGGGAAGGCCAAAUUGGCCUCUAAAAAGCUUGGCGUGUUCAGCAGAGUGAGACGGUAUUUCAUGUCGGCACAUCGCUUGCAAUUUUACAAAGAGCCAAUCCGGCCUCACAUGGAAUACUGUUCUCAUCUCUGGGCCGGGGCACCCCAGUGCCAGCUCCAUCCACUGGACCACUUCCAGCGCAGAGCGGUUCAAAUCGUCGACCACCGAGUUCUUUCUGAUCGGCUCGAUACACUAGCACUGUGUAGAGAUGUUGCAUCUCUUUGCGUAUUUUAUCGCAUGUACCACGGGGAGUGCUCUGAGGAAUUGUUCGGAUUAAUCCCAGUCGCCAAAUUUCACGAACGCACAUCGCGGCAGUACUCGCGAUACAUUCCGCAACAUCUGGAUGAUUAGCGGUCCACCACUGUGCGAUUUAGAAGAUGUUUUCUUCCUCGCACAACUUCCUUGUGGAAUCGAUUACCAUCAGCGAAUUUUCCAGACCGAUACGACUUAGGGACCUUCAAGAAAAGAGCCUACUCCUUUUUAAAAGGCCGGCAACGCAUCUGCAAUUCCCCUGGUUCCCCUGGUGUUGCAGUUUUUCAUGGGCGGUGGUAGUCACUUACCAUCAGGUGAGCCGCAUGCUCGUUUUUAUACGUAAUAAAAAAAUAAAUUUACACGUAUUUUUCAUAAACAAGCAUAGACUAGCCGGUAGCCGGUGUGUUGCUGCCGCAGAAGAAAUAAUUGUGGAAAUAAAAUUUUAAAGAACAAUGGCCAAAUUUCCAUAGGAGCUGGACUUGACUUUUAUUUUUCAUGUCCCAAAACAAGCUAUAGCUAGAUUGGUUUGUUUUUAUGUUGUAAACACCAUCCCGUAUGAAAAUUAUAUCUAAAUAGUCACAAUUUUUUAUGAUAACGUCAACAAUACUUUUGAGGUUAGCAUCACAUAAUAUGUAAUCUUCUUCAGUGAUAUAAAAUAAGAAUUAGAUGUGUAUUAUGAUGUACGAUUGUGUGUGAUGUCUUAUGUUAGUGUAAUAAAAUAAGUAGGCAUGUAAAUAUGUACUGUUAUUGAAGAAUUCCACUCGCGGAUCUUAGAAAUUACUCUGGUAUCAAGCUCAAAAACGAGAUAGCGGCGAAGUGUAUCAAUGCAUAUGUUACAAUGAACACAUAGCAAUCGCAGGGCUAGUUGUAGCUGUAGUCUGUAUGAUGUCUCUCACAAAUAUGCAAGAUGCAAAAUCGGUGUCCAGAAAUCAAAAGCACAGAAUAAUCGUUACAAGUGGUAGUUAUCAGUCCGUAUAACAAUGCCGAAGUC
Parnassius mnemosyne (clouded apollo) is the source of this 3796-nucleotide messenger RNA. The record is from the annotation of a GenBank genome assembly. Lineage: Eukaryota; Metazoa; Arthropoda; Insecta; Lepidoptera; Papilionidae.